Messenger RNA from Brettanomyces nanus, 2175 nucleotides. RefSeq lists its product as uncharacterized. Bases 1 to 2175 code for a protein of 724 amino acids. NCBI's taxonomy places the organism in Eukaryota, Fungi, Ascomycota, Pichiomycetes, Pichiales, Pichiaceae. The transcript has a single exon. The record is from RefSeq and is a predicted model, not a curated record. Gene Ontology annotation, cellular component: nucleus.
AUGUUUCCAAGACAAGAUUCUAUCUUCUAUCCAAGGUUCUCCUUUGAUGGUACGGCGCAGCAAGGCUACCCAGGUCAGGCUACUGGUCAAGCCACUGGCCAACAACAACAACAGCAGCAACAGCAGCAGCAGCAGCACGCCCAAGGUUAUCAUGGGGUGUCUGGUGUGAACCAGGUCAACCAGCAGCCUGGUAACAGUGUUGGUGGAACCAAUGGAAAUGGCGCUGGCAAUGGUAUCAAUGGGCAGAAUGGAUCCAACGGAGGUCCUGGUGCGAAUGGCCAGAAUGCUGGUGGUGCUAAUGCCAACGCAGUCAAUGGUGCAGCCGGCUAUGCUCAGCCUCCGCAGGAGUUUGGCUAUGUGGACAUGCAACGUGAUUAUAGCUUUAUGUAUCCACCUGGGGCCGCUGCCGCUGCCAGUCAGUAUGGACCGUUCAUCCAACCAUAUUCUUCCGAAAGAAUGCUGCACGCAGGUUCUGAUCACCUGUUUGGUGGAAGAAGACCUUCUGAGCAGCUGGACGCCUAUGGACAGCCUACUCCAACGUUGCAGAACCAGGGUGUUAAUGUGAACCCCUCACAGGCUGCCAACCAGCAGAACUCGGCCGCUGCUGCCGCUGCUGCUGCCCAGCAAUAUCAGCAGUUUCAGCAAGCCCAGCAAGCUGGUCUGAUUUCUCGUCAGGGCUCGCACUUUUUCAAGCGCAUUCCUUCCAUCCAGCAGCCAGGAGCCACCGGUGGACAGGAAGUUCAGCAAGGAGACAUUGAUUCGUUUCUUAAAAGGGAUGGUGUUGGUGAUAUUCUCGACAAUAUCCCCGGUUAUCCGGACCAAGGGGGUAACUCUGGUCAACAGCAGGUGUCUUCUCAACAGGGAGAGCGUUCUCAGCUGGGACAAGGACAAUCCCAACAACAAGGUUCAGGAAAUGGCACGCGUUCUCGCUCGUCUAAGUCUCCUCAGCAACAGCAAGCUCAUCGUGGUAGUAUCUACCAAGCUCCAAUGUUGCCACUACCAUCAAGAAUGGUGAACCAGCCUCUAGGAUAUCAGGCACAGCAGAGGGGAGGUCCUCAGGGUCAACAAAGUGCUGCAGCUGCUCAGCAGAAUCAGUUCCAGCAAUUCCAACCUCAGCUGCAGCACCCAGCAUUGCAACCUCAGUUCCAAAGAUCUCUUCAACAACUGCAAAGACCUCAACCGCAGAUGAUGUCUUUUGGAACUACUCAGCAGGAACAAGCAAAAAAUGCAAUUGGCAAGGUGAGAGAUCGCAAGACACGUCGCACGCGGAAGCACAAGAAGUCUGAAAGUGGCAGUACUAUUUUAGAGGGAGGCUCUUUGAAAAAGAAGAAGUCUUUGCCCGUACAACAACUUGUUCCCCAGAUGAAGAAUGCUGCUAGGGUAGCCACCACUGUUGAUGGUAAGGCAAUGCUUGUUCCGGCCUCUGAAGCCAUGCACACUGAAGAUGGAAGACCUCUUAUUGGCGCCACAAAAGUGGACCAGUUGAUGCUUGUAAUUCAAGCCAGAAAGAAAGGUAUGACUGGAGAUAUUAGGCAGGCUGAAGAUGGUACCGUUCUGGAAGAGAUUAGUGGUCCUGAUGAAUCCAAAAGGCAGUCAGUGCUGCCUAAUCCCGUGGAAUUGGUGGGAGGUGUGGAAAAGCCUAAUAUUCGUGGCCACAAGCAGCACCAGUGCCAGUAUUGUAUGAAGAAAUUUACACAAUCCACGCACUUGGAGGUCCAUAUACGGUCACAUAUCGGCUUGAAGCCAUACCAAUGUCAGUACUGUUCCAAGAGAUUUACCCAGGGUGGUAAUCUCCGGACGCAUUUGCGUCUCCACACGGGUGAAAAGCCUUUCAAGUGUGACACUUGCGGGAAGAUGUUUUCUCGUAAGGGUAAUCUUCAGGCUCAUCAGCUCACUCACCAGAAUGUUCGUCCGUACCAGUGCAAAUUUGACAAUUGUAACAAGUCUUUCACUCAGCUUGGUAACCUUAAGGCCCACCAAAACAGAUUCCACCAGGAUACUAUUAAUGCCCUCACAAAUAGGCUGGCCCACAUGCGGAACCUCGAGGAUUUUGAAAGAUUGCCGGAACAGGAGAGAGAUUUGUUGGACUACUUUGCCAGUUUGUAUAAGAACUUGAACCGUGGAAUCAGAGGAAGAGGAAGAAGCCCCAAACGGAAAGAUAGCAAGAAGAAAUGA